Messenger RNA from Trichoplax adhaerens, 1410 nucleotides. RefSeq lists its product as uncharacterized. Gene Ontology annotation, biological process: proteolysis. The coding region runs from base 1 to 1410 and encodes 469 amino acids. Gene Ontology annotation, molecular function: dipeptidyl-peptidase activity; serine-type exopeptidase activity. The transcript is spliced from 12 exons. The record is from RefSeq and is a predicted model, not a curated record. NCBI's taxonomy places the organism in Eukaryota, Metazoa, Placozoa, Uniplacotomia, Trichoplacea, Trichoplacidae.
AUGGCUGCGUUAAAGUGCAUUCGCGGACUUGUUCUAAGUCUCGUCAUCAUCACUCUGCUAGCACAGGGUACUCAAGCCGCUGUAAAAUAUAAAACUAAAUACUUCGAUCAAAUUAUUGACCACUUUGAUUGGAAAAGCAAUGCAACGUACCGACAGAGAUACUUAAUGAACGAUGAUCAUUGGGAUAAAGGUACUGGACCAAUCUUUUUUUAUACUGGUAAUGAAGGUGGCAUUGUCGGGUUCUGGCAAAACAGCGGAUUAUUGUUUGAUUUAGCACCGCAAUUUCGUGCUUUGAUUGUAUUUGGCGAGCACCGCUAUUACGGGAAAUCUCUGCCAUUUGGAAAGGAUUCCUUCAAACCAAAGAAUCUAGGAUUGUUAACAUCAGAGCAAGCCUUAGCUGACUACGCUGUCCUCUUGACUAGCCUAAAGAAAUCAUUAAAUGCUAAUAAAUGCAAAGUUGUCGCUUUCGGAGGCAGUUAUGGUGGAAUGUUAACUGCUUGGAUGAGACUGAAAUACCCUAACAUUAUUGAUGCUGGACUAGCCGCGAGCGCUCCACUUUACAUGGCAGGUGGAGUUGUUUCCCCAAACUUCUUCUUUCCAGCAGUAACCAAGGAUUACCAAGAUGCGAAUCCUAAAUGUGUUCCUAAUAUCCGAAAAGCAUUUAGCGCUGUGCUAGAAAUGGCAAAGUCCAAAAGUAAGCAAAAAGUCGCUAAAAUUUUCAAUGUCUGCAACAAGCUGAAGACCUCUGCUGAUGUUAAACAAUUAAUUGGAUGGAUUCGAAACGGUUUUGUUUCCAUGGCUAUGGGAGAUUACCCUUAUCCAGCAUCCUUUUUUGGUCCACUUCCUGCAUUUCCUGUUAAUGCUUCCUGCAAAUAUAUAGUAAAUGCUAGCCACCCUAUACAAGGAAUGGCUAAAGCUAUGAAGCUUUUUUAUGGAAGCAAAAAAUGUCAUGAUAUCUACAAACAGUACGUGCACUGUGCAGACCCAACAGGAUGCGGAACAGGUGCCUCUGCUAUACCUUGGGAUUAUCAGGCUUGCACUGAAAUCCUUCUUCCUGGUAGUACAAAUAAUAAAACUGACAUGUUUCCACCGAUACCCUUUACAUCCAAAAUAAGAAAGCAGUAUUGCCUUAAAAAGUAUGGCGUCACGCCAAGGCCUAACUGGGUUGCAACUCAAUUUUGGGCAAACCGACUAAAAGGAGCGAGCAAUAUUAUCUUCUCGAAUGGAAAUCUGGAUCCAUGGAAGAAUGGCGGCAUCUUAAAGUCCCCAUCAUCUAGCCUAGUCGCUAUCCAGAUUCCCCACGGAGCUCAUCAUCUGGAUCUCAGAGGUAAAAAUAAAAAUGACCCUGCAUCUGUUAUUAAAGCAAGGAAAAUGGAAGCUAAAUUGAUAAAGAAAUGGAUUAGCAGUUAA